This is a messenger RNA of Vigna angularis (adzuki bean), 1498 nucleotides long. RefSeq names its product F-box protein AFR. Gene Ontology annotation, molecular function: protein binding. The record is from RefSeq and is a predicted model, not a curated record. Bases 135 to 1367 code for a protein of 410 amino acids. The transcript has 2 exons. NCBI's taxonomy places the organism in Eukaryota, Viridiplantae, Streptophyta, Magnoliopsida, Fabales, Fabaceae.
CUGUAAAACACGUAUAUUUAAUUUUUAAAAGAAAUAUUAUUGUGCAGCAUAAAUUAAUUAGUUUCCAUUUUAUGAUUUUUAAAGAUUUAGUUUAUAAAUUGAAGGGUAAAAAAGAGUGAAAAAGGAGAAAAAGCAUGAAAUGUUAUUUAAUGUUAGGAGUGAUCGAUAUGGGCCCACAAACGCCAUGGCCCACUUCCACUGCAGUUCCCAUCAUCUAUCAUCCAUCAUCCCAACUCAAUCAUUCACACUUUUCUUUCUUCUCUCCUUUAUCAUCUCUUCUCUUCCGCUCUUCUUCAUUUCAUCAUUACACACCAAACAUCAUGGUUUACUUCGAAGGAGAAAAGGAACACAGAGACCUUAUUCCGGGUUUGCCCAACGAAGUUGCAGAGCUAUGUCUUCUUCACGUUCCCUACCCUUACCAGGCUCUCUCUCGCUCUGUUUCUUCCACUUGGAACAGAGCAAUAACCAAUCCUUCCUUUAUCUUCUCAAAGAAAACGCUUUCCCAUCCGAACCUUUUCGUUCUCGCUUUCCAUUCCCAAACCAGAAAGUUUCAGUGGCAGGCGCUUGAUCCUUCCUCUGCCCGUUGGUUCCUUCUUCCUCAAAUGCCCUCGCCGGAGGACACCUGCAUGUUGCCACUUGCCUGCGCCGCCUUGCCACGCCAGGGGAAGCUCUUCGUCAUCAACGGCGAAGAAACCCUGACAUACCGUGCCGCCACGAACCAGUGGUCGGUGGCUGAGGGACCCGGGGGGAGGGAGUUUGUGGCUGCCGAAGGAGUGGAGGGAAGGAUCGUGGCGGUGGGGAGAGCCGGCACCGGCGUGUACGAUCCCGAGAGCAACACAUGGCAGGAGGGGAGUGAGUUGGGAGGGGAGUUGGAGAGGUACGAGGUUGUGGCGGCAGGGGGAAGGGUAUAUGUGACGGAGGGGUGGUGGUGGCCGUUCAUGUUCCGGCCUAGGGGCUGGGUUUACGAGGUGGAGAAGGACACGUGGCAGGAGAUGAGCAUAGGAAUGAGAGAAGGGUGGAGUGGGGUGGGUGUGACCGUUGGCGGAAGAGUUUUUAUGAUUGCCGAGUAUGGAGAUUCUGCUGUGAAGGUGUACGACGAGGAGCAUGACACAUGGUACCCUGUGGCAGGUGAUAGAUUUCCAAGAGAAGUUAUGAAGAAGCCGUUUUGUGCCACGGGGUUAGAUGACAGAAUCUACGUGGCAUCUUGUGGGUUGAAUGUGGCAAUAGGGGUUGUUGAGACAGUCUCCAGCAUGGAGCAAGAUGUCAAAGGUUGUGCUGCUGACGUGUGUGUGACAUGGCAGGUGGUGGAGGCUCCUCGCUCAUUUAGCGAAUUCUCACCUAGUAGCUGCCAAGUGAUGUAUGCAUGAAAAGGAUGUUUGUGACUGCAUCUUCCGGUGAUGGGGAAUGAAUCAUAGCUUCAAGCAUCAUCGUGGUCACCAUGUUCUCAGCUACUACAAUUAUUUAUAUUAAAACCAAUAAUAUUAUAUUAGAAAGUAUA